Molecule: messenger RNA, 1464 nt
Organism: Sodiomyces alkalinus F11
Lineage: Eukaryota; Fungi; Ascomycota; Sordariomycetes; Glomerellales; Plectosphaerellaceae
Exons: 2
Coding region: 376-1377 (333 amino acids)
Source: RefSeq, a predicted model, not a curated record
CUUGCUUGCUGUUAUCUAGCCUUCACUACCUACCUUGAUUGCCCAGGAAUUGUCUGGUUCGCUUCUAUUUUCAGGUCCUAGAGUCUCGCCGUCGUACGAAUAUAUCUGCAUCUGUCUAUGCGCCUUGUCCCGUGAAAGUGCUGCAAAUCGCCAGUCCUGGGCCACUUCCGUCCCUUCUUCCCAUGGCACAAUAUCGACAUGGCGGCCUUGAACUCUCCCAGCAGCUGGCUCUUGUAUAGGGAUCAGGUUAUCGACAACCUACGCCUCAUCAGUCCCCGACGCGCCAUAGUCGGUGUGGUCACAUCGAAUAACCCAUCCCGGAACAGUUGGACGGCGCACGCGAUCCAAUGUCACCACGGCAAGAGAACGAACAUGAUGAGCGCCGAUGGGCACAGCGAAAGUGUCGCCAUGGAAAAGCUACAUGUCCAAUCGGCUCUCGCAGUGCAUCACUUCCUGGCCACGAACGGCGUCAGCUAUCCCCCCCAUUUUAAGGUGCAAUCCGUCGGGGGCCUUGAUGAUGAUGAUGAUGAUGAUGAUGAUGAUGAUGCGGGGGAUGGAUGCUCCUCUGGCGACAACCGAGGCAGGGCGCAAUCCCUCACUGCUCUCGGGGCCUCGGAACUGGUGUCCCUGUGCGACAGCGGCUCCGAGGCAAGCGACGACCAAGUCAUGCAAAUGCGACGACGCAGACCGAAACGCAGGACUUCCGCCACUAUCCUGCUUUCGUCGCAAAGCCGCGGUGGUUUGAAGCGGCAGGGGCAGCGGCAGGAGCGGCGGCGGCCGGUGAGGGUCAGGAUCCACACCACGUCGUCUGAGGACAGUGACAACGAUGAUGGCGACGAGACGAGGAGUCCUCCCAGUCCAAAAAUCAAGCCAAAAGUCGUGAUACCGACUGAAUUUGCCGAGCCAUCGGCCCCGCCCACGUUUACAGUCCUCCUUCUUUCCGGACCUUCAGAUUCAGUGUCUCCAGCUUCCUUUCCCCCACCCCCUCCAGCUCCAGCUCCAGCUCCACCUUCGUCGCGUCCAUGCUCCAACUUCCAUGCUCGCGUCAGACUCUUGAGCUCGAACCUCUCGCAUGGUGUAGAACAGCGACACGGCGACGACUUUGUCACUACCCUACCUCUUCCCACCUUGCGCUCUCUGCUGGAUGCAGUGGCUGCGCACGUCUAUGCUAGUGCUCGCGCCUCUUCCAACGGGUCCCGGCCGUCAGCCAGGGUGACCAUCCGCGUGCGAUUGCGGCGUGCUAGAGUGGAGGGUGUCAUGUGCGAUCUGUCAGGCUUCCGGUCAGACGAUCUGGGAGUGGUUUUUGAGGGGGCAGCACGGGAGAAGGGUUUGCCGUUCUUUGAGGUGGAAGCUGAAACAAUGCAGCCGGCAUCCUAGUCAGAUUACGAGUGAGUAGAGCUGUAGCACAGUAGCCGUGUUGUACGACGUACUCUUCUUCAAUCCCCACUGGCACUUUCACAUCCC